Funneliformis mosseae is the source of this 324-nucleotide messenger RNA. The record is from the annotation of a GenBank genome assembly. Lineage: Eukaryota; Fungi; Glomeromycota; Glomeromycetes; Glomerales; Glomeraceae.
AUGGAAAUCGAUUACUUAUUAAGGACAGAUGCACCAUCAACUGCCUCGGCAAAUAGGAAAAAUCAAGCUAGAAAAUCAAAGCAAAGAACAAAGAUUGAUGGAAUUAUUCAUCAUCCAACCUAUAAUAUAGAAUUGUGCUCACUUGAAGCAGCUAGAUCCUUCAUCAAACGAUAUAAUGAUGAGGAAUUGAAUAAAGCAAGCCAUUUAGAUUCUUUAAAAGCAAUUGUGCGAAUUGAAAACGAUCUAAAAGCACUUGGAUUUAUCGAACAGAAGACCCCAAAGAAAGACGAUUUUAAGGAAGAUCCUCUUAUUUCAGAAAUCUGA